CCUCAAUCCGCUGCAUUUCAAUUUACAGACCUUUCAUGGCGCCUGGGACUGUGACUGCUCGAGCCACAGGCGCCAUUAUUGCCGCCAUCUCUGUUUCUAUGGUCCUCUUCUCUUACCUUCUUCGCAAACACCAUUCGAAGGAUCAUUCGAGUAAGAACACAAAAUCCUUCUCUGUAUCUAAGAAAAGUCCAAGAAAUGGGCCCGUAGGUGCCAUUGGCAAUACCCCUUUGAUACGGAUUAAUAGCCUCUCCGAGGCCACUGGUUGUGAGAUUCUUGGGAAGUGCGAGUUCUUGAAUCCGGGUGGAAGUGUGAAGGAUAGAGUUGCAGUUAAGAUCAUUGAAGAGGCCUUAGAAUCUGGUAAGCUAGUUGAGGGUGGUGUAGUUACAGAGGGAAGUGCUGGAAGCACUGCCAUAAGUCUUGCCACAGUUGCUCCUGCUUAUGGUUGCAAGUGCCAUGUGGUUAUUCCAGAUGAUUCUGCUAUUGAAAAAUCUCAAAUACUUGAAGCGCUUGGAGCUCAUGUUGAAAGGGUAAGACCAGUGUCAAUUACGCACAGAGAUCACUUUGUUAACAUUGCUAGGAGGAGAGCUGCGGAAGCCAAUGAGCUAGCUUUGAAGAACAAAAAAGAAGAGCAACUAUUUGUGGGAGGCAAGAAACAAAGUAAUGGUCACAUUUAUGAGGGAGGAACCCAAGAGUCCUCUUUCUCAAGUAAUUGCAAAGGUGGCUUCUUCGCUGAUCAAUUCGAAAACUUGGCGAAUUAUCGAGCUCAUUAUGAGGGUACGGGACCAGAGAUUUGGGAACAAACUGGUGGGUGUAUAGAUGCCUUCGUUGCAGCUGCGGGAACCGGUGGCACCGUGGCUGGUGUUUCCAAUUUUCUCCAGGAGAAUAAUCCAAAUGUGAGGUGUUUCCUCAUAGAUCCUCCUGGCUCAGGCCUGUUCAACAAGGUGACUAGAGGAGUUAUGUACACUAAAGAGGAGGCUGAAGGACGAAGAUUAAAGAACCCUUUUGACACAAUAACUGAAGGAAUUGGAAUCAAUAGAUUAACGCAGAAUUUCUUGAUGGCAAAACUUGACGGGGCAUUUCGUGGAACAGACAGGGAAGCCGUUGAAAUGUCAAGAUAUCUGUUGAAGAAUGAUGGGCUCUUUCUAGGGAGCUCUUCGGCCAUGAAUUGUGUUGGAGCUGUGAAAGUGGCACAGUCACUUGGCCCUGGCAACACUGUUGUCACCAUUCUUUGCGACAGUGGAAUGAGGCAUCUGAGCAAGUUUUUCAGUGCAGAGUAUCUGAGUCAAUACGACUUGACGCCCAAGGCUACCGGCUUAGAAUUUCUGGAAUCCAGGUGAUGGUAGACCUACGAGCCACAAAAUCUCGUGUUAAAGAGCCUGGAGGUUCUCGUGUUAAAGAGCCUGGAGGUUCUCGUGUUAAAAGAGCCUGGAGGUUCUCGUGUUAAAAGAGCCUGGAGGUUCUCGUGUUAAAAGAGCCUGGAGGUUCUCGUGUUAAAAGAGCCUGGAGGUUCGGUAUGCCUACUUGAAAUUCUCAUCAUAUUUUAGGGUCUUGGAGUACAAAAUUGACCAUUUUCAUGUUGCAAAUCAUGAACGUUGGAUUAGAGUAAUUCAAUUUUGUAAGAUUGAGGCAUUGUUGUUAGGAAGUUUAAGAACAUUCAAUGAUUAGCUUCACCAAACAUGCUGCUUUUACAGCAACUACUUGAAUUAUACCAUCGAAGCUCCAAUACAAAACUUAUUAUAGUUC
Molecule: messenger RNA, 1743 nt
Organism: Cucurbita maxima (winter squash)
Lineage: Eukaryota; Viridiplantae; Streptophyta; Magnoliopsida; Cucurbitales; Cucurbitaceae
Product: cysteine synthase 2
Exons: 6
Coding region: 36-1337 (433 amino acids)
Cellular component (GO): cytoplasm
Molecular function (GO): cysteine synthase activity
Source: RefSeq, a predicted model, not a curated record